CAAUGCCGUUAUCAAUGUCGAGUGCUGACGAGAACAAGAGUUCCAAGGGAACAUAUCUGAUAAAAUUCUAUUAAAUAGUCAGUUAAUACGUCUCUAUAAACUAUCAUGAAAGCUCAUUAAAAGGCAAACAGUGCAGUAGAUGGUGCAAACUGAAUUAAGAGUUUCUGAUGUGCUACCGUGUUUGGAUUUCUACGUUAUUCCUACUUCUUUUGUUCCUGGACUACAGGGAUUGCUCUUCCAGUAUACAAUAUGACGUACCUAGUAAAAUAUCCUUUAAUACCGUACAAGCAUGGGCAGUUAAACUUGGAACUGAACUUUAUCACUUUGGCGAAUUUAUUACAAGAAAAAAGGAAGUACAAGAUAGUUUCAAAUCCGCGCAAAUCGAGUCGAGAGAUGGUGAGAAAUUGGUCCAAAGUAUGGCAGACGAUAUACGAGCGAUGAUGGAACUCAAAAUCAGUGCAGUCAAAAGGAUAGUGGAAGCUGCAGAAAACAUGGCUUUCGACAAACAAAAUGAGCCGGUUAACGAAGAUUUUCAAUUUUUCAACAGCAAAGAAAUGGAAGACUUGUAUGAUGAUAUGUCAUUGACUACGACACCGGAACCUGAUUUCACAAUGGAAAAUUGGAUAAACCGACCUAUGUCAAAGAAUAUGCAUUUGCAAGUGAAUCAUCACUUUUCUCAUAUACCUGUUAACACUAAUUAUAGUAGCGUGCAUGUUCCAACUAAUGUUUACGCCUGGGCUCCGGAAGUUAUCAAAGGAAUUCACUGGUCAGAGGGUUUAGAUACACAUUUUAUCAAUAAUUAUCAAAGCGAUCCAACAUUAUCUUGGCAAUAUUUUGGAAGUUCAACAGGAUUCAUGAGACACUACCCAGCAAUGAAAUGGCGAGCAGAUCCUGUAGAUAUAUACGACUGUAGAACAAGAGCGUGGUAUAUGGAAGCGGCUGCCAGUCCGAAAGAUGUUGUUAUUUUGGUCGACCGAAGUGGUUCUAUGACUGGCCAGAGAAGAGAUAUAGCUAAACACGUAGUUACAAACAUUCUAGAUACUCUUGGCAAUAACGACUUUGUUAGCGUAAUGACAUUUGCCGAUACUGUGGAAGAAAUUGUUCCUUGUUUUGAAGAUUCACUUGUCCAAGCCACUCUUGCAAAUCUACGCGAAUUGAAGCUAGGCUUGGAUAAUUUUGAUACCAUGGAAAUAGCAAAUUUUUCAGCGGCAUUGACCAAAGCUUUUGAAUUACUUGAAAUUUACAGAAACAAUAGCGGUGGAGCAAAUUGUAACCAGGCUAUAAUGUUGGUUACUGACGGCGUUCCCUACAAUUACAAGGAAUUAUUCGAGAAGUACAACUGGAAGUAUGACACCCCGGUGCGGGUGUUCACGUACCUGAUAGGUCGCGAGGUAAAGGUGGCGGAUGUGAGAGAAGUGAAGUGGAUGGCGUGCGCGAACAGAGGGUUCUAUGUGCAUCUGAGCACGUUGGCAGAGGUUCGAGAGAGGGUGUUGGAACAUGUCAACGUGCUGGCUAGACCGCUGGUGCUGCAACGAGAGAAACAUCCCGUUGUGUGGACCCCUGUUUAUGCUAAUGUUACGGAUCCUAAAGUGGCAGACUACUUGUGGGAGCAACGUGAGAGAGCGGAGCAAAAGGAAAGGUUUAUGAGUCAACGACGUGAUAAAGUACUCUUCAAUUCGGAACAGGAGCAAAAUAGACGGUGGAAAAUAACGCAGAUGAAACAGGGUCAGUAUAGUGAACUCGGGAAUUCGCAAUAUCAAUUGAUGACUUCUGUAUCGAUGCCUGUAUAUGAUUUGCGACAUAACGAGAACAUCACAGAGAAUGUACUGAUAAAUGAAGCUUACUGGGUAUCAGUUACAAAAGAGCAUUCGUACGUCAACAACCAAUCGCAGUCCGUAGAGGAGAACGGCCAAAAAGAGAUGCGUAUCGCUAGAUUGUUAGGAGUUGCGGGGACAGAUGUUCCUCUAUCAGAAAUCCAAGCGCUGAUGACACCAUACAAGAUUGGGGUGAAUGGUUAUGCUUUCAUGGUCACGAACAACGGAUAUAUUCUAAUACAUCCGGAUUUGAGGCCUGUUUUUCAGCAAAUAUUAAAGCCGAGUUACAACAGCGUAGACAUGAUUGAGGUUGAACUUUUUGAUGACGAUCGAAGCCCAAGGAACUUCAGUAAAGAAUUAACAGCGCUAAGAAAAGAGAUCAUCGAUCAAAAAACUGGGAAUAAAAUGAUGAACGUGAAGUAUCAUAUGGAGGAUAUGAAACGGGUAUCUCGAGGCAAAAGGCACUAUUAUUGGACGGGAAUCAGUGACUCACAAUUCACUUUGGUGGUUGCCAUUCCUGAAAAUUAUGGUCGCCAUCGCAUCACACCGCCUCCUACAGACGACAUCCACCGCCUAUCUUUGACGUCUAAAAAUAUAUCAGCAAGACAAUAUUUGUCCGACAAAUGGAGUGUUCAUCCGGAUUGGCUGUAUUGCCGUCACUAUGAGCGUACGUUUUCAUCUCCUGAAGAGGAGCUGUCGUACUUCCUGGAAAGAGUAGCAAAGCCUGGCUGGCGGUGGCCGGCGAAACCGCGACCGCCAGAACACCACAAGAAUAAGGGACAUGAGAGACAUAACGAAGCAUCAGAAGGGAGAGACAGAAAUAAGGCGCCAAAUGUUACACCACGAAAUGAAUAUUAUUGCGACCAUGGAUUAAUGCAGGCUCUGGUAUACGACGCCAGGAAUACAGCGUGGUUCAACAAGAGCAUAUCGGAGUCAGCGUCUGAUGAUAAAGCCCCCUUAACAAAAGUGAUUGGAUUGUUGCCGAGGACCGAGUUCAUUCAACGUUUUGGCUUCAUCACUGCAUUCCUCGCUACACACAGCGGUCUAACGAGAUGGGAAACGCAUCCUCCUAAAGAUCACGAUGAGAAAAGUGACUUCGGCAAGCAAUGGCCGCGUGCAAUAGACGAAGUCUGGUAUCGACGGGCCGUUGAACAGCACUACGUGGAUCCUCUAAGUUUUGUCUACAGUGUGGAUUUGAGUACAGAAAAGUUCCCCCUCAACGUGAGCAAUGCUAUGGUGACCGCAGCACACGCAGUUUUUCACGGAGACGGGCAUCGAAAAACACCAGCGGCUGUUGUCGGGUUUCAGUUCAAACACGAACGCCUCGCUGAAUGGUUCCAGAAUAUAACUUCAUCCUGCGAACACAGCAAGGAAUGUGUAACGUGUAACGUCACAGACAACUGGGACUGCUACUUGGUUGACAGUAACGGAUGGAUUAUCGUAAGCGAAGACAACAGUCAGACGGGGCAAUUCUUCGGUAAAAUUCGUCCUGACAUUAUGAUGAAACUGGUAGAAGAGGAAGUGUUUAAGCCGGUUCAUAUUAUAGACUAUCAAGCUGUUUGCUUUAGGGAAAAGAAGAUUACAAAUCCUGCUACAGCCAUUUUGACGCCUCUCGAAAAUUUGCGUCUGAUCAUGGGGUGGUUUAUCGCAACUACGGUUUGGUUCUACAACUCAAUUACGCUCAGUUUAGCUCAAGCUUCGAGCUUUUCCUUUGACUACGAGUUUGUUUCAACCACUGGUUCUUAUCAAUACGAAAACGACGAAACUGACGACUCUACAAUGACGAAACCGGCGACGACAAGGAUACUUGAGAGGGACUUCGAGAAGCUUGUACUGAUAAACAGAACUAGGCCAACACCGUGCGAUAGAGAGAUGUAUUUAUACCAACUGGAGUAUAAGAACCUUGACGAGAAACUGAAUAAGCCUGUGAAGGAAUGCGACAGACCGUUCUACGCGCAGCUGGUGAACUACACGAAUAUGUUGUUGGUGGUGGUAGACGCGAUGUGCGCUAAGCAGGACGUGCCCAUAUACCCAAUAGACGCCAACGAAGUACAGUACAACGAGUCGCUGCCGUGCUUGAAGCAUAUGCACCCAUUGUACAGGAAACAGCCGAAUUCGUGCAUUCGAAACCAUACAGAGGAAAGCAACAUCGACAUGUGUGGCCGCUGCAGUCUACUAUCCAAGAGCUUCCUAUGGAUACCGUUGAGUGUAAUUUGCCUAAUUCAGUAUUUUUAAAAAUGUGGCCAAAAAGCAUUUAUCUACCUACUGUGCCCAAAAAGUUUCGUUACCAGUAACUGUUAUCUAUUUGCAAUAGUUUAAAUGAAGAAGUGUUAUUUUUGUGGAGAAAAAAUAUAAUUUUGUUUAUCCGUAUCUAAUUUUAGUAGAAAAAAAAAUACAUGUCAUAUCACAUAUCAGUUUUAUUGUAAGCAAUGAUUGAUGUAUUGUAGGCAUCAUCUAAAAAGUCCUAAUAUAUUGAACUGCAUUAAGCGUCAUAACUUUGAUAGAGCGAUUAGAAUAAAUCUGUAUAUAGUAUGGAAAGUUCGUUGAUGACACUCUCAUGAUAUGCGGGCGACGGGGGGAAAGUUUUCGGGGAAGUGAGGUGCAUCGGUCGUGGGUUUUUCAUUCAUCGCUACACGUCCCCCAGCCCGCGCGGUUCAUCGGGAGUGUUACGAACGAAGUUGCCAAGCUAUAAUUUAGGCGUCUCCUAAUUUUAUGAAGAAUCUAAUAAAUAUAAAAAUACCAUAUCAGCUACAGGUACCUAUAUUAUUUAAAGUUUCAUAUUGACUUAUUUAAAUACUUUACUAAAACUCAACUAGGAUUUUAUUAUGAGAUGAGAGUUAUUAUAAAGUAGAUAGGUGUGUACAUAAUCAAAAUUUUUAACUGUCAGGAUUUUAACUUGCUGAAAUAACUGAAUUGUUAUUUUGGCGCAAAUUGUUGUAAAAUAUACCUAACCGUUUUUAUUUCGCUAUCCGCCAUUUUUGCAUUUAUACCUAUGUGGGUAAAUUUUUGACAACAAAAAAAACAGUAUUUGAUUAAUUUUUAUUCCGUCCUAGAUUUGUUUACUGUGGCUGGAGUUAUUUGUAUUAUGUAAAACUCAGUUAUGUUUAGAAGAAAUUUCGUAUUUUUAUUCCUUAGGUUGUAACUAUAUCUAAGAACAAGAUAAUUCUCAGUGUUUAGUACCUAUAUUGAAUCUCAUAAUUAAAUAAUGUAAGCAAAAUAGUACAUAUAAUUAAAUGUUUUAAAAUUAUAUUGUGAAUAUUAGAUGUUUUAAAAGCGUCUUUCUCUUUCCUUUACAAAUAUUGUGAUUCAUUUGGUACAAAAUAAAUGUUUAUUGUAUUU
Messenger RNA from Bicyclus anynana (squinting bush brown), 5153 nucleotides. RefSeq names its product voltage-dependent calcium channel subunit alpha-2/delta-3 (gene stj). The record is from RefSeq and is a predicted model, not a curated record. Gene Ontology annotation, cellular component: voltage-gated calcium channel complex. Gene Ontology annotation, molecular function: voltage-gated calcium channel activity. NCBI's taxonomy places the organism in Eukaryota, Metazoa, Arthropoda, Insecta, Lepidoptera, Nymphalidae. The transcript is spliced from 29 exons. Bases 168 to 4049 code for a protein of 1293 amino acids.